This is a messenger RNA of Ictalurus furcatus (blue catfish), 1895 nucleotides long. Its product is annotated as kinesin heavy chain-like. The transcript has 5 exons. NCBI's taxonomy places the organism in Eukaryota, Metazoa, Chordata, Actinopteri, Siluriformes, Ictaluridae. The coding region runs from base 661 to 1503 and encodes 280 amino acids. The record is from RefSeq and is a predicted model, not a curated record.
UGUGGGAAGAGGUAAAUGUAUUUCCAGAUUUAUUUUUCACCUUCUGAUCUCCUCACUGCAAUUACACUUUGCUUAAAUGUGACUUGACUCCCUGUAACUGAUUGAGACGAGAGCAAAUACCCAUUAUUAUUUUGUGGUAGUCUAAUACAAUGGAAAAUAUAUGUAAGUGUUUGUGUGUGCGUUUUCCCCCCAUCAGAGCAAAGAGCAUCAGAAACACGGUGUGUGUGAAUUUGGAACUGACAGCAGAGGAGUGGAAGAAGAAAUAUUACAAAGAGAAACAGAAAGGCGUUAAUAUGAAAGAGCUCGUAGACAAACUACAGACAGAGCUCAAUCAGUGGAAGACUGGUGAGAGAAGGAAACGGACAUAAUUGACAUAUUAGAGGGGGGAAAAUCUAGAAAGUUCUACAUGAGGAUCUAGAGAGUUUAAUCUUGACUGUGUGUUCAUUCCACGUGUUAUAUAGUUCUCCUUCUGUCACUGGUGCCUUUACCUUUACAUCUAACGUCUUCAGGAUGCUUGUGCCGAUUUUGAGGCACAAGCCUUUCCUUUUCUAAUGGUGUCCAAAUUUUAGGCUGGGCUUUAAAUCUCAGAUUAUCCUAUCCCAUGGCAUCCCACGGAUCGGCCGCUGGAUAGAUUAUAGAAAUUGGGGAAGGCACCUGAAUAUGUAUAUGUGGUGUAUCUCAGGUGUGUGUGUACCUGUGACGGAGAAAUUGAGUGACAAAAAACAGGAAGAGCUUAGUGACCACGCACCAAUCGUCAGUAAUGGCUUGGCUUCUGAAACACUGGCCAUGGAGAACAGUCAGUACGAGGAGAACAUCAACAACCUGUACAAACUACUGGAUGAUAAGGAUGAAGAGAUUAACCUACAGACGCAGCUGGUGGAGAAACUGAGGCUACAGAUGGAAGUACAGGAAGAGUUCUUGGCGUCGUCGCAGCGGGACUGCACUCGUGUUCAGGAGGAGCUGUGUUCUCUGCGGAGAGACAACGAAGACGUGAGGAGAGAGGUGAGGGAGGUGCUGUCUGCACUGGAGGAACUCGCUCUUAACUAUGACCGGAAGAGUCAGGAGGCCUCCAACUCAACACUUACCAACCACACACUCAGCUCACAACUCGCUGUGAAGAACGAGAUGCUAGAGGCCACUCGGAGCGAGUUAGUUGAGCUGCAGGAACUCAACGCUAGUCAGAAGAGGAGGACAGUGGACGUUCUCCAUGUGCUGCUGAGAGAUCUGAGUAACAUGGGAGCCAUCAUCUGUGUUCAUGAAAUCAAAAUGGUGUGUGAGGAUGGUGUUUCUUUAGACGACGAGUUCUCAGCGGUUCAACUUUUCCUCACAAAGCUCAAGUCUGAAUUGAAAAGCCUUAUCAUUCACACCAAACAGUUAGAGUCUACCCAUGAGCACACCUCGUUCAAGAUCCUGGCCAGUGACGGAGAGCUAGCUUCCUGUCACUUACUCAUCUCUCAGGUGAGGUGGCAGAUGUUUCAAUCUCAAGCUUUGAGUUCUGUCUGAAAACCAUCUGAUUUCCUCACUGCUUAUGUGAGGAGACUGGAUAAGUUCUAAAUAAAAACAUUUUGCUUUAAAUAUGGUGUCCUUCACUAAUAUUGGCACCCUUGGUAAAUAUGAGCAAAUAAAGCUGUGAAAAAAUUGUCUUUAUUGUUUAACCUUUUGAUCUUUUGUUCAAAAAAUUCACAAAAAUACUCUGCUUUUAUGGAUAUCAAACAAUUGCCAACAAAACACAGGUUUAUAAAAAAAAAAAAAAAAAAAAAACAAACAACUUAUUUUACUUUUGUAUUAUUGGCACCCUUUCAGUCAAUACUUUGUGCUACCUCCCUUUGCCAAGAUAACAGCUGAGUCUUUUCCUAUAAUGCCUGAUGAGGUUGGAGUAUACAUGGCAAGGGAUC